AUGGAUGGCCAUUUUAACAAUUCUAAUGGUAAUUUGAACUCCCAAUUCAGUGGUGACUCUCAAAACGGUGGUCCAAUUGAUUAUCAUAGUGUUGCUGCAACUGGUCAACUCGCUGGUCAUCCUGGUUUACCUUCAGGUGUUGACGUUGCACCAAGUAGAACAGUUUAUCUUGGUAAUGUUCCUGCAGAUAUCACCCCAAAGGAAUUAUUAGACCACGUCAGAAGUGGUAUAAUUGAAAAUGUUCGCUUAUUAAGUGAUAAAAUGUGUGCAUUCAUUUCAUUCUUAGAUAAAUCAAGUGCUUUAUUAUUCCAUUCAGAUGCAAUUUUGAAAAGAUUAACUAUAAGAGAUAAUGACAUCAAGAUUGGUUGGGGUAGAAAUGCUCCAUUAAGUUCUGUUGUAUUAAAUGCUAUUCAAAGAGAUGGUGCAACAAGAAACGUUUAUAUUGGUAAUUUACCAAAAGAUAUUUCUCAAGAUCAAUUGAUUCAAGAUCUAGAAGAAUAUGGUACAAUUGACACCAUCAAGAUUUUAAAUGAUAAAGGUGUCGCUUUCAUUCAUUUCUGUUCAAUCUUGAGUGCGAUUAAAGUUGUAACCAACUUGGCUUUGAAAAAUGAAUUUUAUGCUGAUAAAAAAAUCUUUUAUGGUAAAGAUAGAUGUGCAUUCAUUACCAAAACUCAACAACAUAACGCUGCUCAAUAUUUAGGUUUAGCUCCUGGUAUGGAGCAUUUAGUUACAAAUGCUGAUAGGGAAUUCAUUUCUUCAACUUUAUUACAACAAUCUGCAGCUGCAGCUGCCAUUGCAACAACUGCUGGUGGUGCUAAUAAUUUGGGUAAUAGAACCGUUUAUUUAGGUAAUUUACCAAAAGAUAUCAAAGUUGAAGAAAUUUGUAAUGUUGUUAGAGGUGGAUUAUUACAAAAUGUUAAAUAUUUACAUGAUCGUCAUGUUUGUUUCAUUACUUUUAUUGAUCCAAUAGCUGCUGCUCAAUUCUUUGCAAUGUCUCAAUUACAUGGAUUAACUAUACAUAACAAGAGAAUAAAAAUUGGAUGGGGUAAACAUUCAGGUCCAUUAUCAAAUGCAUUGACUUUAGCUGUUAGCUCUGGUGCUUCAAGAAAUAUUUAUAUUGGUAAUAUUGAUGUGGAAAAUCCAAAAUUUUCAAAAGAAGAAUUAAGAGAAAAAUUUCAAGAAUUUGGUGAAAUUGAACAAAUUAAUUAUCUAUUGGAGAAAAAUUGUGUCUUUAUAAAUUUUACAAAUAUUUCAAAUGCUAUUUUAGCUAUUGAUAAAAUUAAAAUUGAUCCAGAUUUUAAAGACUUGAAAAUAAAUUUUGGUAAAGAUAGAUGUGGUAAUAUUCCUCGUCAAUUUGUCAACACCAAAUGA
This is a messenger RNA of Hansenula anomala, 1371 nucleotides long. It is a transcript of the gene MRN1, whose product is annotated as Mrn1p. Gene Ontology annotation, cellular component: cytoplasmic stress granule. The transcript has a single exon. Gene Ontology annotation, molecular function: mRNA binding. Gene Ontology annotation, biological process: mRNA splicing, via spliceosome. NCBI's taxonomy places the organism in Eukaryota, Fungi, Ascomycota, Saccharomycetes, Phaffomycetales, Wickerhamomycetaceae. The record is from RefSeq and is a predicted model, not a curated record. The coding region runs from base 1 to 1371 and encodes 456 amino acids.